Molecule: messenger RNA, 1209 nt
Organism: Juglans regia (Persian walnut)
Lineage: Eukaryota; Viridiplantae; Streptophyta; Magnoliopsida; Fagales; Juglandaceae
Exons: 2
Coding region: 1-1209 (402 amino acids)
Source: RefSeq, a predicted model, not a curated record
AUGGCUCAUGCAUUUUAUCAGAGACAUUGGAAAACAGUGGGCAAGGAGGUAUGUGAUGCAGUUCUUUGUGUUCUAAAUUCCAAUGGUAGUAUUGAUGCUCUUAAUGAAACCUUUAUUGUCCUAAUUCCCAAGAUCAAAUUCCCUAGCAAAGUGACUGAGUUCAGACACAUUAGUCUGUGCAAUGUCCUUUAUAAAAUCAUAUCAAAGACCAUUGCAAACAGAUUGAAGAAGAUCCUUCCAAGCAUAAUCUCUCAGACUCAAUUUGCCUUUGUUCCUGGUAGAUUGAUUUCAGAUAAUGUUAUCGUGGCAUUCGAGGCAUUGCACACAAUGAAUACCAAAUUAUCAGCCAAAGAUGGUCAAAUGGCCUUGAAACUUGACAUGAGUAAGACUUAUGACAGAAUUGAGUGGGGUUUCUUAGAAGUUGUUAUGCUUAAAAUGGGCUUUAAUCAGAGUUGGAUGAUAGCUUGUUGUUUUAUAAAGCUAAUAUCCUUGAAUGGAGCAAACUCAUACACAUUAUUCAAUCUUUAUGAAAGGGGCUCUGGUCAAAAGCUGAAUAAGGAGAAGACAUCAAUGCAAUUUAGCAAGAAUACCCCAAGAUCUGCUCAGGACCUAAUACUCAGCAUUGCAGGGGUGAGAUCUUAUGUGCAGUAUGAGAGAUACCUUGGUUUACCUGUCAUGGUUGGUAAAUCACGGAUUAACUCCUUUAAGUGUAUUCAGGAAAAGGUCAAAAGCAAGCUUAGCAGCUAUAAGGUUAAAACUCUUUCCUUAGCAGGUAAGGAAAUCUUCAUAAAGGCUGUGGUUCAAGCUUUACCUUCAUACAGUAUGAGAGUUUUCCAAUUACCUUGUAGUUUUCUCAAGAGCAUCAAUAAGGUGACUCAGAAUUAUUGGUGGGGUCAACAGGAGCAAGUGGGGAGAAUACAUUGGGUCUCUUAUAAUUCUAUGGGUAAAGCAAAAACCAAAGGAGGGCUGGGUUUCAGAGAUCUUGGGAGUUUUAACGUGGCUAUGUUAGACAAACAAGGUUGGAGACUAUUGCCAUUUCCAGAUUCUCUUGCUUCUCAGGUGCUUAAGUGGAAAUACUUUCCUAGGGUCAGCUUUAUGGAGGCCAAGGUGGGGAGUAAUCCCUCUUACAUUUGGAGAAGCAUUAUGGCUGCUCGAUCUCUGUUGGAUCAUGGAACCUGCUGGAGAAUAGGCAAUGGCAGAGAGGUUUAA